This is a messenger RNA of Lactuca saligna, 2233 nucleotides long. NCBI's taxonomy places the organism in Eukaryota, Viridiplantae, Streptophyta, Magnoliopsida, Asterales, Asteraceae. The record is from the annotation of a GenBank genome assembly.
AUGCCGACUUUAUUUUCUCAAUCAAAAAAGAGAAAAAUGUUGUCGGAUGUACAUUUGGAGAAGAUUGUGCACACGUACAACAUUGACAUUGCCCCCUACGAUUUGGUCUCGGAAGAAAGUCAAUCAUCGAGUCAAUGCAUGAGAAAUAUGGCAGAUUCAAUUGCAUCUGUAGAAGCCAUAUUGAGGUAUAAAUUCAAUAACAGAAGUUUGUUGGAAGCAGCCCUAACUCAUACUUCAUACACUGAGUCUGAGUCCUACCAACGUCUCGAACUCCUUGGUGAUGCUGUUGUUGGACUUGUCAUCACAAUUUUCUUUUACUUGGCUUACCCUGAUGUUGACCCUGGUCAAAUCUCUCUCCUCCGCUCUGCCAAUAUUAGUACCGAAAAACUUGCACGUGUGGCUGUUCGCAACGGGCUUUACAAAUAUGUCCGCCACAAAACCAUCCUUCUCAAUGAUAAGGUUAGGAAAUUUGUGAUUGCGGUUGAAGAUGAAGAUGAGAUGGUGGUGCAUGGUGGGCAAAUGAAAGCUCCAAAGGUGCUUGCUGAUAUUGUUGAAUCGGUUGUUGGUGCUGUUUAUGUAGAUUGUGGGUUCUGUUUGCAAAGCCUGUGGAUGAUAAUUAGAGAGCUACUUGAACCGAUGGUUAUGCUAGAUGUUCUCGAGAAACAGCCGCAGCCUAUUACCAUGCUAUACGAGGCAUGCCAAAAAGAGGGGAAAUUUGUUGACAUAAAGAAUUGGAGGAAAGGUGAGAGAAACAUCGCAAGUGUUUAUGUAGAUGGAAGAUUUAUUGCCUCUGGCUCUUCAGAGAACAAAGAGAAUGCUAAGCUUCAUGCAGCUGAGGUUGCUCUAUCAAAGUUAACAAGGCUAAAAAGCACGGAUGCAAUAAGUAGUAGUAGCCUACACAUGAACAUGAUGUAUCCUGAUUGUUACAAGAGUGAAUGCAGCAGGGACAUGGAAAAUUCCAUUGGAGCUGUAGAAGCCAUAUUGAGGUACAACUUCAAGAGGAAAAGUUUGUUGGAAGCAGCCCUAACUCAUUCUUCUUACACCGAGUCUCAAUCCUACCAACGUCUGGAAAUCCUGGGUGAUUCUGUUCUUCGACUUGCCAUCACUAAUUUUAUCUACUUGGCGUACCCUGAUGUUGACCCUGGUCAAAUCUCUCUCCUCCGUGCUGCCAACAUUAGUACUGAAAAACUUGCACGCGUGGCGGUCCACAAUGGGCUUUACAAAUAUGUCCGCCACAAAACCGUUGUUCUGAAUGAUAAGGUUAGGGAAUUUGUGAUUGUGGUCGAAGAAGAAGAAGAAGAUGAGAUGGUGGUCCACGGUGGACAGAUGAAAGCUCCAAAGGUGCUUGCUGAUAUUGUUGAAUCGGUUGCUGGAGCUGUAUUUGAAGAUUGUGAUUUCAAUUUGCAAAUCCUGUGGGUGGUAAUUAGAGAGCUACUUGAGCCGAUGGUUAUGUUAAAUGUUCUUGAGAAACAGCCACAGCCUAUUACCAUGCUAUAUGAGGCAUGCCAAAAAGAGGGGAAAAUUGUUGACAUAAAGAAUUGGAGGAAAGGUGAAAGAAACAUUGCAAGUGUUUAUGUUGAUGGAAAGUUUAUUGCCUCUAGCUCUUCAGAGAACAAAGAGAAUGCUAAGCUUCAUGCAGCUGAGGUUGCUCUAUCUAAGUUAACAAGGCUAAAAAGCACUGAUGCAAUGAAAGAUGAUUCUGGUGAAGCCACUGAGAUUAAAGGUGCAAAACGAAAAAUACAUGAACUUUGUAACAGGAGAAGGUGGCCAAAAGCGACUUACAGAGUUGAGCAAGAAUCGGGUCCUGCACACAAUAGAAGAUAUAUAGCAUCCGUGCAAAUUGAACUUUCUGGUAAGAUAUUUUUCAUGAAGGGAGAAGAGAGGUCAAAAGUCAAGGAUGCAGAAAAUUCUGCAGCUUCAUCUAUGUUUUAUUCUUUACGAGAAUUGGGAUAUUAAUGAAUGUCUGAAAACAAAAACUCAUCUAUGCAUCUUACAUUUGCCGCAUUUGAUUGUUACAAGAGUGGCAAGUAAAAACUCCAAUAAAAUAUAUAUUUGUUUAUAAAUACAAAAAAGGACACCAGAUAAAAAAGGAAAAUCAUAUCCGUUCUAACGACUUCAAUAUGGAACCGAAAAGUCCAAAUCUUUUUUUUUUUUGGAAACGGUGAGAUAUAUAAACUAACAAGACAUCACGACUAGCAAGGAACUAGAGCGUGGGCCGAAACAAGACACAAUU